CGGCCCCCCGCGCGCCCCCCGGCCCCGCGCCCCGGACGCCGGCCCUAUGGAUCGCAGCUCCAAGCGGAGGCCCGUGAAGCCCCUGGCCGCGUCCCUGCUCGAGGCGCUCGACUACGACAGCUCCGAUGACAGCGACUUUAAAGUGGGCGAUGCUUCAGAUUCUGAAGGGAGUGGGAAUGGAAGUGAAGACCCUUCGAAGGACAGUGGAGAAGGGUCCUGUAGUGACUCGGAAGAAAACGUCCUGGAGGAAGAUCUUGCUGAAGAAGCAAAAGUUGAGGCGGAAUUGCUGAAGAGCCCUGUGGAGGAAGAUGCUCUCAUGGCCGAGAAAGCCCUGGGGAAGACGGAGAAGAAGGAGGAGGAGAGUGAAGAAAAACCCAGAAAGAGAAAGGAGAAGGACAAAGCUGCAGGGUCCGAGGGGGCUGCGCCCCCCGCGGCCCCUGAAGAGCAGGCCAGCGAGCCCAAGAAGUGGAACCUCCGCAGGAACCGGCCCCUCCUCGACUUUGUGUCCAUGGAGGAGCUGAACGACAUGGACGACUACGACAGCGAGGAUGACAAUGACUGGCGGCCGGCCGCGGCUCGGAGGAAGGGCAAGGCUUCCUCGCAGAGAGAGGGCAGCGACGGGGACAAUGAGGACGAGGACGAGGACGGCAGCGGCAGCGAGGAUGACGACAACGACGAAGAUCACAGCAGCCCUGCCAGUGAUGGGCCCAGCAAGAAGAGGAAGGGCCAGGGCCUCAGCAGGACCAGUGCCGAUGAUGAGGAGCUGACCAAUGAUAGCCUGACCCUUUCUCAGAGCAAGAGCAAUGAGGACUCGCUGAUUCUUGAAAAGAGUCAGACCUGGAGCACCCAGAAAAUGGAUCACAUUCUGAUUUGCUGUGUUUGUCUGGGAGAUAACAGCGAGGACGCUGACGAGAUAAUCCAGUGUGACAACUGCGGCAUCACCGUUCAUGAAGGCUGCUACGGCGUGGAUGGAGAGAGUGACUCCAUCAUGAGCUCGGCUUCUGAGAACUCCACGGAGCCGUGGUUCUGUGACGCCUGUAAAUGUGGGGUGUCGCCCAGCUGUGAGCUCUGUCCAAACCAAGAUGGGAUCUUUAAGGAGACGGACGCCGGCAGGUGGGUCCACAUUGUCUGUGCCCUCUAUGUCCCGGGAGUGGCUUUCGGCGACAUCGACAAGCUGCGGCCCGUGACCCUUACAGAGAUGAACUAUUCCAAGUACGGGGCCAAGGAAUGCAGCUUCUGUGAAGACCCCCGCUUUGCUAGGACUGGAGUGUGCAUCAGCUGUGAUGCAGGGAUGUGCCGGGCCUAUUUCCACGUCACCUGUGCGCAGAAGGAGGGUCUGCUUUCUGAGGCUGCGGCCGAAGAGGACAUAGCCGACCCCUUUUUUGCUUAUUGCAAGCAGCAUGCAGAUAGGCUAGACCGAAAAUGGAAGAGGAAGAACUACCUGGCUCUGCAGUCUUACUGUAAGAUGUCUUUGCAAGAGAGGGAGAAGCAGCUGUCCCCCGAGGCCCAGGCCAGGAUCAAUGCUCGACUGCAGCAGUACCGAGCCAAGGCGGAACUGGCUCGCUCUACCCGGCCUCAGGCCUGGGUGCCCAGAGAAAAGCUGCCCCGGCCUCUGACCAGCAGCGCCUCGGCCAUUCGUAAGCUGAUGCGGAAAGCUGAGCUCAUGGGCAUCAGCACCGAUAUUUUCCCUGUGGACACGUCGGACACCAGCUCCAGUGUGGACGGGCGGCGCAAGCACAAGCAGCCGGCCUUGACUGCCGACUUUGUGAAUUACUACUUUGAGAGAAACAUGCGCAUGAUUCAGAUCCAGGAAAACAUGGCUGAGCAAAAGAACAUUAAGGACAAGCUGGAAAAUGAGCAGGAAAAACUACACGUAGAGUAUAAUAAGCUGUGUGAGUCCCUAGAAGAACUCCAGAACCUGAAUGGCAAGCUCCGGAAUGAAGGCCAAGGGAUCUGGGCCCUGCUGGGCAGGAUCACGGGCCAGAAGUUGAACAUACCGGCCAUAUUGCGAGCGCCCAAGGAGAGAAAGCCCAGUAAGAAGGAAGGAGGUGCCCAGAAGACCUCCGCCCUGCCAGCCGUUCUCUAUAGCUGCGGGAUCUGUAAGAAGAACCAUGACCAGCAUCUCCUUUUAUUGUGUGACACCUGUAAGCUGCAUUAUCACCUGGGCUGUCUGGACCCCCCUCUGACCAGGAUGCCAAGAAAGACCAAAAACAGUUACUGGCAGUGCUCGGAAUGUGACCAGGCAGGAAGCAGUGACAUGGAAGCUGAUAUUGCUAUGGAAACCUUACCAGACGGAACCAAACGGUCCCGGAGGCAGAUUAAAGAACCAGUAAAAUUUGUUCCACAAGAUGUGCCACCGGAACCUAAGAAGAUGCCAGUCAGAAACACGAGAACCAGAGGCCGCAAGAGAAGCUUUGUUCCUGAAGAAGAAAAACCUGAGGAAAGAGUUCCUCGGGAAAGGAGACAGAGACAGUCUGUGCUACAGAAGAAGCCCAAGUCAGAGGACCUCCGGACCGAGUGUGCGACCUGCAAGGGGACAGGAGACAACGAGAACCUCGUGAGAUACCCUUCAUGAGACACAUCUCUGCCACAGCUCGGCCUCGGAGGCAGUCCUGGAGCCCUCUUUUUAAGUGUGAUUUAAAAUGUGGAUAAGACUCUCAAUUGAGUUCCUAAGUAAAGGAGAACAGCUAUCUUGACUUAGCUUUCUGUAAGCUUAUCACCACCAAAAGUUGAGUUUGCUCGUCAGGUUUGCAUAGAAUGGAAUUGAUUGGUUUGUUACUCACACUGACAAGGCAGUUAAUUUGCCUGCUUUUUUUUUUCCUUUUUUUUGCACUAAUCAGAAACACUUGAUAUGUGCAUUGUUGGAAAAUACUGGAUAAAUGUCUUGUCAGAAUUGUCCUAUUAAGCAAUGUCUUUUUCCCCUGUGCUUCCGUGACAAAUGAUGAUGUACAGUGCUGGGACUCAGUGAAGAGGGACAGAAUCUAUGGGACUUUAAUGCCGUGGGCUGCUCCUCAGCGGUGUUACUGAACAAAGAAAGCCAUGCUCUUCCUCUAGUCUGCUUCCCGUUUUAUGCCGCCGAAGCCGUAUGUUCCGAUUUCAAACAAACAACGUAUUAUGGAAUUCCUGUAGAAGCCUAUUCUGUGAAAGGAUUGUUUCUCUUAAAGAUGCUCGCGCAGAGCCUGGAAGGGCCCUGCCGCUGGCAGCGUUAUCUUGUGAUGGAUGCCAGAUCCUGUGCCUAUUAGCAUGAAUUACUCAGUGUUUACACUUCUGAUUUAACCAUGUGAACAAAAGUAUCUUCGUGUUGCUUUCUGGAUCUUUGUUGAGCAAUACAUAAAAUUUGCAGUCUUUGAUGUCUUCUCUGAGCUCACUGUGUUCAGGCUGAAGUUGUUUUCCCCAAACAUACAUAGUGAAAGGGGAAGCCUACUGGAAGGCUACUAAGUGGUCUGACUCCCGUGUGUCCACACAAGUCUCUUCAUCAGCAUCUGUGUCUUUCCAGGGAGAUGCAGGAAUCACAUUUCCAUCUGCGACAUUUUUGAUCCAAAUUUAAAAUUAACAACAGAAAUGCUUUGAAUCUUCUAUUACUCCAGCCUGAACUUACUUGGAAGAGACUUUUUGCUGAAAUACUUAUAAAUGACAACAUAAUUCUUUGUGGAAAUUCCUGAUUUAUGGUGGUGGUUUGGGUUGAAAAUAAAUUAAACUUAGGAAAAAAAAAACAAUGGAAAUGUUAUAGGUUAUUGAGGGGAAAACACAAAUAAAAAGAUACUGUAUUCUCUAUAUUAUAGCUAUAUCAUAGUAGAAGACCAUAUGUUUGGCUAAGAUGUUCAGUAAAAGUAACAUGGUGCGUGUAAAAUGGUAUAUAAAUUGAGAUAAUUAAAUUAUCAAAAGAUAUUUUACAACAUAUCUGGGAAAGAUUAAUAUUCUGUAGCAAAGCACUAAAUAGUUCUGUUAUAUUAUGUUAGAAAUCAGACUCCAGGUUGUUGUCAUAAUGUAGGAAUAAGAAAAAUGAUAGUUUCUAGACUCUAAGCAACUUGAGAAAAAAUGACAGCCACUUUACGAACGGAAGAAUGCCAGUGUGUUGGCUGGCAGUGCUUGGCCUUCUGUGACGUCUGAUUAGAAAUGACUUAUGGUCACUUUUUUUUUCUUGAAAUCGUUAUGCCAAGUGACUUUUUGUGCCUCUGUUAAUCAAAACCGUUACCAGGCUUCCCCUAGAACACCUUGUAAUCCUGAAGACUGAGAAGUGACCCUCUUUUUGUGGGCAGAUUUACGUAUCUUGUGUCUCACGGCAUAAAAUACCAACUCCACAAUUCAUGAGCUAGAGUUUUGCAAGGGUGAGCUUGGAAGAGGGAGUACCGUGGAGGGAGUGAGAUAAAACACUUCCUGUCCUUCCUAAUGGCCUCUCCUAAAAACUCUUCAAUUUUCCACACUAUAAAAUUGACCUUGUCCAUAAUUGGCCCAACUGCUAUUCUGCGGUGAUAUUAAUUUCUGCUUAAACAAUAUGUACCGCAAGCACUUCACAGCUGCCGGGUCUCGAUGUGUCGUGACGUGCGUGUAUUCAUCACACCCAAGCGGGAAAAGGGAAAACUGAAGACGAACUCAGUCAUUUUAAGACAGGAAAGAAAAAACUGACAGCAUAAAAAUAGCUUGUUUUGUCCUGCCCCACACGAUGACAGCAGAUGAUCCCUCGCUUGGUCAUUAUUCCUGCUCUCUCCACCAGAUCAGUCACAACCUUUCUGUGACUUAGGAGAAAAGUCAGCUACCACAGGGCACCCAGAAUCAUUCCCUUCUGCAGUUUCCGGGAAUGAGCCUUCUGUUCCCUUCGUAGUGAGGCUGGUCCUUUAACAGCUUUGGAGGGAUGGCCUUCCAAGACCCGGGUAUUGUCUAUGCCCUCAGGAGGGAAGUGAUCAACCAGCAGCUAGUGUCCAUAGAUGGGUGGUUUGAAUGGAAGAGUCAUGGUGGAUGGAUAGACCCAUGAGGAUGGGCUUAAUCUCUUUAGAAUGAAAAUUCUGGUAUAUUUCUGUAAGAAAGAAUGAUUUCAUUUUCACAAACAUGAAAUUCACUCCUCUUCUGUAAACCUGGAACUCCCUCUUCAAAGCAGACCCUUGACAGCCCCAAUGACGGACGCUUCUCUGUGACUCUUCGUUGCCGUGCAUUUGUAGUGUUGAGCCUCUCAGAUACCUAAGCUGGUGACUUCAUUCAUUGAUGACUUACUUUUUUUGGUCCUAUGUUUGAAUGCAGUUCUUAUGACAGUCAUAACAUGUGCCAAGUGUCCAUUCACAUUGGUCUCCCCACCAAGUCACGCUUUUGAACCUACUUUCCCAGCAUGAUGUGCCGAAUACUUAUUGUCCUUACUGAAUAAAAAGUUACUGGUUUAACAUCA
Messenger RNA from Dromiciops gliroides (monito del monte), 5377 nucleotides. RefSeq names its product PHD finger protein 14 (gene PHF14). The coding region runs from base 47 to 2575 and encodes 842 amino acids. Gene Ontology annotation, biological process: regulation of transcription by RNA polymerase II. Lineage: Eukaryota; Metazoa; Chordata; Mammalia; Microbiotheria; Microbiotheriidae. The record is from RefSeq and is a predicted model, not a curated record. The transcript has 17 exons.